Maylandia zebra (zebra mbuna) is the source of this 1703-nucleotide messenger RNA. Its product is annotated as cytochrome P450 3A40. The record is from RefSeq and is a predicted model, not a curated record. Gene Ontology annotation, molecular function: heme binding; iron ion binding; steroid hydroxylase activity. NCBI's taxonomy places the organism in Eukaryota, Metazoa, Chordata, Actinopteri, Cichliformes, Cichlidae.
CCUCCUGGGUUAUUGUGUAAAAUGAAAAUAGGUCGCUUGUUUUCCAGCUCGCAGCCACAUUUCCUCUCCUGUUUGUUGGAACAAAGUUAAAAUGUUUUUCACCUGGACUUUGCUGGCCCUGCUUUUUACGUUGAUUUUACUAUAUGGAAUAUGGCCAUAUCGGUUCUUCAAAAAGCUGGGGAUACCUGGACCUCGGCCCCUGCCUUUUAUUGGAACGAUGCUGGGCAUGAGGAAGGGAUUUCUUGCUUUUGACAGAGAGUGCCAUGCCAAGUAUGGGGACAUCUGGGGGUUGUACGAUGGACAUACGCCGGUGUUAAUGGUGACCGACCCUGAGAUUGUUAAAACUGUGAUGGUAAAAGAGUGCUACUCUUUAUUUACCAACCGCAGGGAUUCUGGUUUCUUCAGCGAACCUCUGGAUGAUGCAGUGGCAGCAGUGAAAGACAAACGGUGGAAACGGAUUCGCAACACUCUGUCUCCAUGCUUCACCAGUGGAAGACUGAAACAGAUUUUUCCCCUCGUUGCUCGCUAUGCAGAACAACUUGUUGCAAAACUUGAGGAAACGAAUUUGGAUGAACCCAUCAAUGUCAAACAGUUUGUAGCUCCUUACAGUUUGGACACUGUGACCAGUGCUUCUUUCAGUGUGGAGACAGACUCCAUAAACAAUCCAAACGACCCUAUUAAUGUUCAAAUUAUGAAGGUCCUUAAAGUCAACACUGGGCUUUUCUUUUUGCUAAUGGCAUUUCCCCUCAGUCGUCGUCUGUUAAAGCAGCUCAAAAUUGAGAUCAUGCCCAAAGAAAACAUAAACUUUUUCCUCAACAUUAUCAAGCGAUUUAAAGAUGAGCAUCAUGAAGCCAAAUCUACACGACCAGACUUCCUGCAUGUGUUGAUUCAAAGUGAGAUCCCAGAAAAGAACUAUAAGAACAAUGAAGAACAGCCACGUAAAGGUUUGACUGAACAUGAGAUACUUUCCCAGGCCUUCGUCUUCACCCUUGGAGGCUACGACACCACUAGUAACACUGUUACUCACAUCCUUUAUAAUCUGGCUACAAACCCUGAUGUGUUGCAGACCUUACACAAAGAAAUCGAUGAUAACCUGAAGGAAGAUGCGCCCAUUUUAUACGAGGAGCUGACCAGUCUAAAAUACCUGGACCAAGUUAUACUUGAAUCAAUGCGACUGUUUCCCGUUGCCCCUCGCCUCGACAGGGUGUGCAAAAAAACUGUCAAAGUGAAUGGCCUCACCAUCCCUGAGGGAACUGUGGUUGGAAUUCCUGUGUGGGUGUUGCACAAAGACCCACACUACUGGAACUCACCUGAGCUUUUCAGACCAGAGAGGUUCAGUAAAGACAGCGGGGAGGAGGUGAACCCAUACACGUACAUGCCAUUUGGACUCGGCCCUCGUAACUGCGUUGGGAGGCGCUACGGCCUACUCACCACGAAGAUGGUUAUUGUCCGUCUCUUGCAGAAGUACACUUUGGAAACAUGCAAAGAGACAAUGAUUCCACUUCAGUUUGACUGGAAGUUUCAGCCAGUUCAGCCUGUAAAACUCAAGUUUGUUCUCAGAAAAGAGUAAUCUAAGAGGGAACGUCUCUAAAUCCCAUCAAACAUGUUUUUAUAUCUGCUGCCAAGAUAAAUUCACUGAGUUGAUAUUUUCAACUAUUUUAAAAUGUUAUUGACAGUGGCGCGGCUGCCCCUCUGUUGGUCUU